Messenger RNA from Dentiscutata erythropus, 1134 nucleotides. NCBI's taxonomy places the organism in Eukaryota, Fungi, Glomeromycota, Glomeromycetes, Diversisporales, Gigasporaceae. The record is from the annotation of a GenBank genome assembly.
AUGGAAGCAAAUUCACUAGAUAAUUCAUUUUCUAAUUUAAUCAUGUACAAGAGGGAUUUUCAACCAUACAAUCAAGAUCCAUACAUUACUGGAGGUGGAUUAGCGUAUGGUAUUCUAUGUACAUUUUCCCUCUUCUUAAUGAUCACACUCUCUAUAAUCUAUGGACGUCUCGAAUACAACCGAAUCUUUGCUUAUUUUUGCGUAUCAAUGGUUGCUUUAUAUAUACCACAUGUUCUUGGUGCAUGGAUAUUCGGUGCUAAUUUACGUCGUGCUUCUACUACGUUCUGCUGGAUUCAGGCAUUAUGGAUAAAUGCAUCGGGUAUUGCCGCAGGUCUUUCAGUAUUAAUUUAUUCUUAUGAAAUAUAUAGAAGAAUAGUAUGUCAUACGACUGAUGGAGAAUGGAAACGGAGGAAAUAUUACACUGCAAUAUGUAUUAUUUUUCCUUUGUUGGUUGGAGUCAUUCCUCCAUUUUUGAUUGCUGAAAGACCUGAUGGAAUUGCACCAGGUCCUUAUUUUUGUAUGCUUUACGAACCAUCAAUACCUAUGGCAUUGGUCAGCGUUGAAGGUUGGAAUACUUUAACGAGUAUUUUCGGGAUUUACUUUUCAAUGAGAACUGUAAUUGAGGUUAUCGCGCUUUCCUAUACUUAUGAAGAGUCCGAUAAGACACCUCAACAUCAAUUAAACGCUGGGGCACAAGAUUUUGAUCACGAUCUAAAUUCUCCAACAAGCAUAGCCACGACGAAUCCCCGUUUUUCAAAUAUUACAGAUAAUGGUAUAGUGAGUUUUUAUAAUCCAAAUAGUACAGCGGAAACUAAUUCAACGCGUACUACAUCAUCGAUACCGGUAUAUGUACUUUUACGCUUGAUCCUUUUUGCUCUUUUGUACUGUGGUAUUACUAUCUUGAGUUAUGGUCGAGAUUUAUAUCUUAGUAUCCGAGGAAUAGAGUAUGACCGUGUCAAUCCUUCAUAUUUGGAAUAUGUAGUUGCAUUAUUAGGUAUAGUAAUAUUUAUCGUAUUUGGCACUUCAAUAGAAGCUUGUAAAGCAUAUUGGCGUUUCCUUAAAGCGUUCUUAAGUUUUCGAUGGUUAAAACGUCGUAAAGAUAGCUUUGGGGAUUGGGAACCAGGGAAUGAAUAG